This is a messenger RNA of Aspergillus ibericus CBS 121593, 2548 nucleotides long. Its product is annotated as putative NADH-ubiquinone oxidoreductase, subunit G. The transcript is spliced from 7 exons. Gene Ontology annotation, molecular function: iron-sulfur cluster binding; NADH dehydrogenase (ubiquinone) activity. Lineage: Eukaryota; Fungi; Ascomycota; Eurotiomycetes; Eurotiales; Aspergillaceae. Gene Ontology annotation, biological process: ATP synthesis coupled electron transport. The record is from RefSeq and is a predicted model, not a curated record. The coding region runs from base 1 to 2214 and encodes 737 amino acids. Gene Ontology annotation, cellular component: membrane.
AUGCGGCCGCAGUUGUCUCGUGCGGCCGCCCGGUUCGUCCGGGUCCCCAAGGUCAACUGCCCCAGGACAUUUGCGACGACAAUCCCUCGCUCUGCAGAGGUCGAACUCACAAUUGAUGGGAAGAAAGUUUCAGUCGAAGCUGGCUCUGCUCUCAUCCAGGCUUGCGAAAAGGCGGGCGCCACAAUUCCAAGAUACUGUUAUCAUGAGAAGCUCUUGAUUGCAGGCAAUUGCCGUAUGUGUCUAGUCGAAGUUGAACGGGCUCCUAAACCCGUGGCAUCAUGUGCUUGGCCUGUACAGCCAGGUAUGAAUGUCAAGACAAAUUCACCACUUGUACACAAAGCUAGGGAGGGCGUUAUGGAAUUUCUUCUUGCCAAUCAUCCUCUCGAUUGUCCAGUCUGUGACCAGGGAGGUGAAUGUGAUCUGCAGGACCAAUCAAUGAGGUAUGGUGCCGACCGCGGACGUUUCCAUGAAGUUGGUGGCAAGCGCGCGGUUGAGGACAAGAAUAUCGGACCGCUAGUCAAGACGUCUAUGAACAGGUGUAUCCACUGCACUCGUUGUGUUCGAUUCAUGAACGAUGUUGCCGGUGCUCCUGAACUGGGAACCUCUGGCAGAGGAAAUGAUAUGCAAAUUGGGACUUACCUGGAGAAGAAUCUUGACUCGGAGCUAUCCGGCAAUGUCAUUGAUCUCUGCCCAGUUGGUGCUCUUACAUCGAAACCUUACGCUUUCCGUGCUCGUCCCUGGGAGUUGAAGCACACUGAAUCUAUCGAUGUGCAUGACGCUUUGGGCUCGAACAUUCGGAUAGAUACCAGAGGCAUGGAAGUUAUGCGUGUAACCCCGAGACUUAACGAUGAUAUCAACGAGGAAUGGAUCAACGAUAAAUCCCGGUUUGCGUGUGACGGCCUGAAGACUCAGAGACUUACGACACCUUUGAUUCGCCGGGAAGGAAAGUUCGUUCCGGCCACGUGGGAGCAAGCUCUGACCGAGAUAUCCUCCGUUCACCAGAAAUUACAGCUGAAGGAGAACGAAUUCAAGGCUGUUGCGGGGCAUCUUGUGGAUGCAGAGUCACUUGUCGCUAUGAAAGACCUGGCUAAUAAGCUUGGAUCCGACAAUCUCGCUUUGGACCAACCGGGCGGCAACUCGCCUAUUGCCCACGGCGUUGAUGUUCGCUCCAACUACCUCUUCAAUUCCAAGGUGUACGGAAUCGAAGAGGCAGACGCUAUUCUUCUAGUUGCUACGAACCCUCGUCAUGAAGCCUCUGUCCUGAACGCUCGGAUCCGGAAGCAAUACCUGCGCUCUGACCUUGAGAUCGGACUCGUCGGUGAGGCAUUCGACAGUACUUUCGAUUUUGAGCAUCUCGGGUCCGACGUCUCUGCUCUCAAAUCUGCUCUUUCCGGUAAAUUUGGAGAAAAGCUUGCUGCGGCUAAACGGCCAAUGAUCAUUGUCGGCAGUGCUGCGGCCGAACAUCAAGAUGCGAAGGCGAUCUUUGAGACCGUUGGCAAUUUUGUUGAGAGGCAUGGAAGCAAUUUCAACACCCCGGAAUGGCAAGGCUACAACGUUCUCCAGCGCGCGGCAUCUCGUGCUGCAGCCUAUGAAGUUGGUUUUACUACGCCGUCUCCCGAAGUGUCCCAAACCACACCUAAGAUGGUUUGGCUGCUUGGCGCUGAUGAAAUCGCUUCGAGCGAUGUCCCGAGUGAUGCGUUUGUUAUUUAUCAAGGACAUCAUGGUGACCGAGGUGCCCAGCUUGCUGAUGUUGUCCUGCCUGGCGCAGCCUACACUGAGAAAUCCGGCACCUACAUCAACACGGAGGGCCGUGUUCAAGUCACUCGGGCGGCGACUUCGUUGCCUGGUGCGGCCCGUGAUGACUGGAAGAUUAUUCGUGCCACUAGCGAGUUCCUCAACACGCCUCUUCCAUACGAUGACAUCGAAGCACUUCGCGAUCGGAUGGAAGAGAUUAGCCCCGUGAUGCGCCGAUACGACGUUGUAGAGCCCACCUCCUUGAGCUCCCUGAGCAAGGUGCAGUUAGUUGAUCAGAACAAGGGCACUCAGCCAACUGGAACGCCUUUCAAGGGAGUUAUCGAUGACUUCUACUUUACUGAUUCCAUUUCUCGAAGCUCACCCACCAUGGCCCGCUGCUCAGCAGCCAAGGCUACUGGAAAUCCCGAAACCAACUUCAUGGCUGCCGGAGAGAUGUCGCCCCAGGCUUUGUAUGGCUAAGAUUAACAUUCUAGUUUUCUCUCCCGGUUUAUUUCUUCUGCUCUAGGCGUUGUUGUCGUUGUAACACCUAAACAUUGUUUUCUUUCUUCCUUUCCUAACCCAGUAAUUGAUCUUGCUAUUGAUCUUACCGCCUCUUUCUUCAUUGUUCCUGACGAUCAGCCUUUGAGAUAACUUGGGACGCAUCAGUAGUGAUGAAUUUGUACAUAAGGUCAAAAAUAAGCUUCUGGGCAAUGGCGAGGUCAUACAACUCCAAAAGGUUUUGUUCCGGGAAUAGCAUCAAUUGAUCUCUAUCACAGGUACUAGCAUGACUAUCGAGAGCUCGGAACAAAAAUAG